Messenger RNA from Danio aesculapii, 2599 nucleotides. It is a transcript of the gene soul5l, whose product is annotated as heme-binding protein soul5, like. Gene Ontology annotation, cellular component: cytoplasm. The record is from RefSeq and is a predicted model, not a curated record. Lineage: Eukaryota; Metazoa; Chordata; Actinopteri; Cypriniformes; Danionidae. The transcript has 7 exons. Bases 57 to 734 code for a protein of 225 amino acids.
AGGCUCGUGAACGCGCUGCAGUGAUCCACCCGAUUCAUCUCCUUCGGAUCUCCACGAUGUGUGUGUGUGCUGCGACUCUGCUGUGUGUGUUGGCUCUGAGCUCUGUGGCCGUCGGCAGCGUCGGCCUCAGUAACUCCAGCAGCUUCUGCUCCGAGUCUAAAGAAUGUCUUCAGUUCGAUCUGAUCUGCAGGACAGCCGAGUACGAGGUGCGUCAUUAUUCGGCCACGCGGUGGGUGUCUACUGAUGCUGAGGCCUAUUUUCUGGGGGUCGGAGCUGCCAUGGCCUUUAGACGACUCUAUCAUUAUAUAAACGGAGACAAUAAAGAGGGUGUGAAGUUUGAGAUGACGGCUCCGGUGCUCGUUGAAGUUCCAGAGGAAGUGAAGAUGUGGGAACCGGCGAUCUACACACUCAGCUUCCUGUUGCCGUCAGCCUAUCAGGAGCAUCCACCCACACCGACCAAUGACAAGCUGUAUUUCUCUGAUAUGGCCGACAUGGACGUGUAUGUGAGGAGUUACGGCGGCUGGAUGCUGUCAAUCACCUCUCGAGUCCACGCCCAUCUGCUGACCCGAGCACUGAUUAGAGCCGACGCCCACUUCAACAACACACACCACUACGCUGUGGGCUACGACAGUCCGCUGAAGCUGUUAAACAGGCAUAAUGAGGUUUGGUACGUGGUUGAAGGAGAGCCGGUGUGUGAACAGGAGAAAACAUCUGAAAACACCGACACACACUAGACUGGUAACACACACACAAUCAAAUAUAUACACACACAUAGAAAUGCGCACACACAAUCCCACAUAUUCAUAAUAAUGCUCACAUACAGGAGUACACACAAACACACCUAUACACAUGGAAAUACACACACAAACACUAAAUCACACAGAAAUACACACAAUCACACAUAUACACUCAUGAAUACACACACACAAUCACACGAUACACACUUACAGAGAUACACACACACACACAUAUACAUGACACAUAAAUAGAAAUUCACACACACACUGAAUCACACAGAUGCACAUAGAAAUACACAAACACACACACUCAUGAAUACACACACAAACACACACAAAUCACACAUAUACACAAUAAUACACACAUUCAGAAAUACACACACUGAAUCACACAUAUACACACAAAAAACACACACAGAGAUUAAAUCUCACAUGCAAUCACACACACACACACACACACACACACACACACACACACACAUGAAAAGAAUCGAUUCAAAUGUUCAGAACUGAUUCCAUGAGGAGAAUCAACUCCUCUGAGAACUAAUGAAUCAUUUUAGAAUGAAUCAUUCUCUCUCCGUCACCAGUGAACAGAAUCACUUACUAACACCAAUCAGAUACAUUUCCAUGAACAGAUUCAGUUGAGUCAUUUCAAAGAAUUGAUUCAUUUGACCAAAUCCAUGAUUCUCCUAUAGCGCUGUAUAAUAUCGAUCAGCUGAUGAUGGGAUGCCACACUGAACUAUAACACACAAUGUAAAUGUCCAUAUUGAUGAGUAUUACCUUUCAUUCUUCAUUCAUUGACAGCAAUGAAGUGUAGGGCUUCAUUUCUCUACUAAUGCACUCAUAUCCAUACACUAAUUAUAUUAUUAGAGAUGAUGUAAUGCAUAGAAAUGUGCUGAAGCUGAAUUAUAGUCUCAACACGCGUGUUUGAGCUCCAGUUAAAUGAUAACAGGGUUUGAUCUUAGAUUUGUUUUAAGUUGAAAUCUGCUUUAUUUGUCUUGUGAAUGCUGCUAGUGUUAUUAAACACACACACACACACACACACUCACACAUGUUUAUUCGGCGUUAUAAUGCUGUGGUUAUUCAGGUAUGUAGUAAAUCUAGCUUAUUUACCACUGAGGGUUUGAGUGUGUUAUCUAUCGAGGAUGGUUAACCGGUAAUACGGCAGCAUUUUGUGGAUUACAGCUGGAAGUUGUUUGGUACUUCCUGUCGGUCUUCUUUAAGUUCAACAAAUAAAACUAAACGUAACAAGACAAAGUGUAAAGAAUCACAAUAGUGAAGAAUCAACUCUUUGAAUUGAUUCAGAACUAAUGAACAGUGUGUGUGUGAGUGUGUGUGUUUUCUCCAUGCGCGUGAUUCACUGCUGUUUUCUGUUCAUUCUAUACACUUAAAUUGUGUUGCACUCAAUAGCUUUUAAACGGUUGACAUCGUGUUCAAUACAGGCGCUCUAAUUAAGAGAUAUUAGUUUCAUCAUGUGUAUUUGAUGUCAUUUCUUUAGUUUAAUAGUUUGAAUUAAUAUUUAGCUUAUUUCCUACUGAGGUUUGAGUGUUUGGAAUGAAAAAAAAAGAAUCGCCACAAUAGUGAAGAAUCAACUCUUUGAAUCGAUUCAGAACUAAUGAACAGUGCGUGUUCGUUUUCUCCUUGAAGUGUGUUUUUUAUAUGCAAUACAUCUGCUGGUGCGCUUCAUGAUCAUAUAAUCACACACUCAUGUCAGGGGUGUGUGUAGCAUUGAUCAAAUAAACAUGAUUGUUAAGUCUCUGCUUCUGUCAUGAAUGCUCAAUAAAUCAUCAUCAGGCUGAUCAGUUUGAGUUUGAGUUUAUUGGUGAUCAAUAUUCAGUGUUUUACAGCUGGAGCUUUAAUGA